AUGGCAGAUGAAGACAAGUCGUCUGAGCAUUCACAACCUUCUGUGCAACCGCCUGCAGAGAGUCCACCCGAGCUUCCCCCAAGCCAGGCGGAGACGGCGUCACCAGCUCCUACAGAACGAGCAGAACUCCUGCAACGAGCACGCGCUUUCCUGGUCUCCCCUCAGGUCAAGCAUGAGGACUCUGCGGCCAAGCGGAGGUUCCUGGCGGACAAGGGUCUGACGGAUGCUGAGAUCGAGAGCUUGCUAUACGAGGUGCCGCCACCCGCUCCGCCCCUUCCACCCCGCACAUAUCCCCAACCACCGCCUUCAAAGGUCCCUUAUCUUCUCUUGGAUGUACUCCGCGCAUUUACAUGGAUAGCCGGAGGCUCUGCAGCGCUACUGCUCGCAUACUUCCGUUUCCUCUACCCCAAGAUCGCACAGAUGUACCAAGCCCGUAUCUCGCUCCGCUCACAUCGCAGCGCACUUCUCGAGCGUCUGACGCGGUCACUCGGGGAUCUGAAGGAGGCGCAGCAAUCGACAUUCGCCAUCCUGCCCCAGCCCGAACUUUUCCGUGAACCAACGAAAUACGCGGAGUGCCACGGACUGGACGAACUCAUAAGCGCAGCCGGGGACGUGCAAGACGUGCCUCCCAUAACCCUCCUACGGUGUGCCAUCGAGGACUGCUCGAAGGGUGAGCGAAAAGCGACGUCGCCGGAGUUAUUCCGUGUACUCGAGGCCAAGUUCCCUUGGAUCGCAGAGGAGGGCGCGCAGCACGAGGAGAGCCUCUGGCGAACACUCACUACAACACCCGUGUUCCGAGCCGUCGACCCCGCUGUACCUCCGACAAGCCCGUCCUCAUCCUCAAGCCCUUCUCCCUCGCCUGUACCCUCCCCCGAGACAAUCUGGACAUACGCAUCACCCACACCACCACCUCCGCCUCCCCUCCUCGCCUCCCUCGCCUCCCUCAAAUCCGCGCUACCUCCGCCCGCGUCCUCGCAACCGAAGUUCCAGCACACUUUCCAGGCCCUCUCCGACCUCACAGGCUACAUCACGACCCAAACGUACGCCCUCCCCACGUCCUUCCGCGCGCCCGGCCUCGGGCUGGGCACCUCUCUCUCCCCGGAAGAGGAGGAGGUGCGCCGCGAGAUCCGCGCGCUCAAGGGCCUCGUCCUCAAUCGGCGGUCCUUCAUGCCGCGCCUCCCAAGGCCGGGGUCCGCGGGCCUCCCAGACGCGAGCGGAGUUGCUUAGAUGCCAGUGUCGUUGUUGCCGCGCAAUGGUGUCCGAGGCGCGGUCGACGGACGGAGGACGGCAUCUAUGCAUUCUGCCCACGUCAAGUGGUAGGCUUGACGACGCGUCCGGACUGCGCUCGGCGUUGGCUGAACGUGAGCGUUGUCUACGUACGUGUACAAUGCUUCUAG
This is a messenger RNA of Dichomitus squalens LYAD-421 SS1, 1397 nucleotides long. RefSeq lists its product as uncharacterized. The transcript is spliced from 4 exons. Gene Ontology annotation, molecular function: signaling receptor binding. NCBI's taxonomy places the organism in Eukaryota, Fungi, Basidiomycota, Agaricomycetes, Polyporales, Polyporaceae. Gene Ontology annotation, cellular component: peroxisomal membrane; peroxisomal importomer complex. Gene Ontology annotation, biological process: protein import into peroxisome matrix, docking. The coding region runs from base 1 to 1227 and encodes 408 amino acids. The record is from RefSeq and is a predicted model, not a curated record.